Molecule: messenger RNA, 2583 nt
Organism: Strongyloides ratti
Lineage: Eukaryota; Metazoa; Nematoda; Chromadorea; Rhabditida; Strongyloididae
Exons: 9
Coding region: 1-2583 (860 amino acids)
Source: RefSeq, a predicted model, not a curated record
AUGUUAGAAGGAUACAUCUUAGGUGAUUUUUUAUCUAAUUCUUUACGUAGAUCUCAAACAAUUCAAAGUCAUUUUGGAUUACAAAGCAAAAGAGAACAAGGCAGUGGAGGACAAGGCAGUGGAAAACAAGGCAGUGGAGAACAUGGCAGAGGAGGACAAGGCAGUGGAGGACAAGGCAGAGGAGAACAUGGCACUGGAGAACAUGGCAGAGGAGAACAUGGCAGUGGAGAACAAGGCAGUGGAAAACAAGGCAGUGGAAAACAAGGCAGUGGAAAACAAGGCAGUGGAAAACAAGGCAGUGGAAAACAAGGCAGUGGAGGACAAGGCAGUGGAGAACAUGGCACUGGAGAACAUGGCACUGGAGAACAUGGCAGUGGAGAACAUGGCAGUGGAGAACAUGGCAGUGGAGAACAAGGCAGUGGAGAACAUGGCACUGGAGAACAUGGCAGUGGAGAACAUGGCAGUGGAGAACAUGGCAGUGGAGAACAAGGCAGUGGAGAACAAGGCAGUGGAGAACAAGGCAGUGGAGAACAAGGCAGUGGAGGACAAGGCAGUGGAGGACAAGGCAGUGGAGGACAAGGCAGUGGUGGACAAAGCAGUGGUGGACAAAGCAGUGGAGGACAAGGCAGUGGAGGACAAGGCAGUGGAGGACAAGGCAGUGGAGGACAAGGCAGUGGAGAACAAGGCAGUGGAGAACAAGGCAGUGGAGAACAAGGCAGUGGAGAACAUGGCAGUGGAGAACAUAGCAGUGAUGGACAAGGCAGUGGUAGACAAGGCAGUGGAGAACAAAGCAGUGGUGGACAAAGCAGUGGUGGACAAGGCAGUGGUGGACAAGGCAGUGGUGGACAAGGCAGUGGAGAACAAGGCAGUGGAGAACAAGGCAGUGGAGAACAAGGCAGUGGAGAACAUGGCAGUGGAGAACAGGGCAGUGGAGAACAGGGCAGUGGUGGACAAGGCAGUGGUAGACAAGGCAGUGGAGAACAAAGCAGUGGAGAACAAGGCAGUGGAGGAUCUGUACAGAAAGAUCAGCAAAAAAAUACAAAUCACAGGAGGGCAAAGCAGUGGAGGACAGGACAGUGGAGGACAGAACAGUGGAGAACAAGGCAGUGGUGGACAAGGCAGUGGAGAACAAAGCAGUGGUGGACAAAGCAGUGGUGGACAAGGCAGUGGUGGACAAGGCAGUGGAGAACAAGGCUGUGGAGGAUCUGUACAGAAAGAUCAGCAAAAAAAUGGCAAAGCAGUGGAGGACAGGACAGUGGAGGACAGAACAGUGGAGGACAGAACAGUGGAGAACAAGGCAGUGGAGAACAAGGCAGUGGUGGACAAAGCAGUGGAGGACAAGGCAGUGGAGGACAAGGCAGUGGAGGACAAGGCAGUGGAGGACAAGGCAGUGGAGGACAAGGCAGUGGUGGACAAGGCAGUGGUGGACAAGGCAGUGGUGGACAAGGCAAAAGACAAAUCACAGGAGGGCAAAGCAGUGGAGGACAGGACAGUGGAGGAAAGAACAGUGGAGGACAGAACAGUGGUGGACAAAGCAGUGGUGGACAAAGCAGUGGAGGACAAGGCAGUGGUGGACAAAGCAGUGGAGGACAAGGCAGUGGAGGACAAGGCAGUGGAGGACAAGGCAGUGGAGGACAAGGCAGUGGUGGACAAGGCAGUGGUGGACAAGGCAGUGGUGGACAAGGCAGUGGUGGACAAGGCAGUGGUGGACAAGGCAGUGGUGGACAAGGCAGUGGUGGACAAGGCAGUGGAGGACAAGGCAGUGGAGGACAAGGCACUGGAGAACAAGGCAGUGGAGAACAAGGCAAACAUAGCAGUGAUGGACAAGGCAGUGGUAGACAAGGCAGUGGAGAACAAAGCAGUGGAGAACAAAGCAGUGGUGGACAAAGCAGUGGUGGACAAAGCAGUGGUGGACAAAGCAGUGGUGGACAAAGCAGUGGUGGACAAAGCAGUGGUGGACAAGGCAGUGGUGGACAAGGCAGUGGAGAACAAGGCAAAAGACAAAUCACAGGAGGGCAAAGCAGUGGAGGACAGGACAGUGGAGGACAGAACAGUGGAGAACAAGGCAGUGGUGGACAAAGCAGUGGUGGACAAGGCAGUGGAGGACAAGGCACUGGAGAACAAGGCAGUGGAGAACAAGGCUGUGGAGGAUCUGUACAGAAAGAUCAGCAAAAAAAUAACAGUGGAGGACAGAACAGUGGAGAACAAGGCAGUGGAGAACAAGGCAGUGGAGAACAAGGCAGUGGAGAACAAGGCAGUGGAGAACAAAGCAGUGGUGGACAAAGCAGUGGUGGACAAGGCAGUGGUGGACAAGGCAGUGGAGAACAAGGCAGUGGUGGACAAAGUAGUGGUGGACAAGGCAGUGGUGGACAAGGCAGUGGUGGACAAGGCAGUGGUGGACAAAGCAGUGGUGGACAAGACACUGGAGGACAAGGCACUGGAGGACAAGGCACUGGAGAACAAGGCAGUGGAGGACAAGGCACUGGAGGAAAUGGCAGAGAAGAACAUGGCAGUGGAGAACAAGGCAGUGGAGGACAUGGCAGUGGAGGAUCAGCAAAGGAUCACAAUAUCUUGUUACAAUGA